This is a messenger RNA of Hemibagrus wyckioides, 6841 nucleotides long. It is a transcript of the gene aff4, whose product is annotated as AF4/FMR2 family, member 4. Bases 307 to 3609 code for a protein of 1100 amino acids. The record is from RefSeq and is a predicted model, not a curated record. Gene Ontology annotation, biological process: regulation of gene expression. The transcript is spliced from 20 exons. Lineage: Eukaryota; Metazoa; Chordata; Actinopteri; Siluriformes; Bagridae. Gene Ontology annotation, cellular component: super elongation complex; nucleus.
CUCAGGACUCGGAACUGCUUCAGUCCCAAUCUGUUCAAAAUGCGGUGCAGAUUAGUGAACAUUUUAUCUCACACAAUAACGCAGAGUAAACAUGACUCAUGGCUUACCUAGCCGGAGCGGGCUAAAGACAAGAUUAGGUAUUUUUUAAGAACCAGUUUUAUUUUAUUUUAUUUAUUUUUUUUAGACCAGUUCUCCCCGAUGACACAUUUAUUGGAGCGCCCCGAGUCCUAGUGGAGAAAAGACAAAGGAGAAAAAUAGGCUUUCAGAAGCUACGAUGGUUUGGGCCUAAAACAAGACAAGAGCAACAUGAACCGUGAAGACCGGAAUGUGCUCCGUAUGAAAGAAAGAGAAAGGAGAAAUCAAGAAAUCCAGCAGGGAGGAGAGGCCUUUCCCGCCAGUUCCCCCCUCUUUCCUGAACCUUAUAAAGUGUCUAGCAAGGAAGACAAACUCUCAAGUCGCAUCCAGAGCAUGCUAGGAAACUACGACGAGAUGAAAGAAACCAUUGGUGAACCUCCCAUGUCGAAACUCCUGGCCAAAGGAUCAAGCUCUUCCUCCUCAGAGGAGAAGUCUCUGUACCCCGAGCAGAGAGGCGGAGUCAGUCAGAAUCAGAGCAACAAAUGGACUCCGAUCGGUUCAACCUCCGGAACCUCUUCCUCAUCUUUAUCCAAGUCCCAGAACCGAUCAGGCUCGUCGAAUCAGAGCAGCCACGGCACUAGCCAGCGCAGCGGCACUAACAGCCAGCGGCACGAGCGCGAAUUUAGUAGCAAGAAGUCCAGUAAACAUGAGCACAAGGGCUCCACGAACUCGAGCGGACACUCGCGCUCGCUAACGGCCGAGCAGCACGGCAAGGAGCGCUACCACUCCAAAUCACCAAGAGACCGCGAGGCCAACUGGGACUCGCCAUCCAGAGUGCACUCCUCUUCCUCCUCCUCCUCUUCAUCGUCCACCUUCCCUAGUGGGCAGCACUCAGGCCAGGCUUUUCCACCCUCGCUCAUGUCCAAACCCGGCUCCAUGCUGCAGAAGCCCACUGCUUACGUCAGGCCGAUGGACGGUCAGGAGACAGCCGAGCCCAAGACCUCCUCGUCCUCCUCCUCUUCUUCCUCGGAAUCCUAUGGAGGCCAGUCACAUGGCAGCAGCGUCGGAGAGAUGAAGGCCAACGGCAAAGCGUCGCUCACCAAGCUCAAGAUCCCGGCACCGGUAGAGGGAGCUCUUACGGGGGACGUGAGCUGUGUGGAUGAGAUUUUAAAGGAAAUGACCCAGUCUUGGCCUCCUCCACUCACAGCCAUACACACCCCCUGCAAGACUGAGCCUUCAAAGUUUCCUUUCCCGACAAAGGAUGCCCAGCAUACAGGCUUUGGAGGACUCAAAAAAAGCAUCUCAGGAAAAGGUUCAUCUGCUGCGCCGCAGAAUAAGGCAUGCGAUGGAGACCCGUCCAACACGCUUCAUGACGACCUCAAGCUCAGUAGCAGUGAAGACAGCGAUGCAGACCAGGAGGCUGCUAAAAGAAACACCUCAGCUAGUAAUAAUAACAGUGAAGUAGCUGAUAGAGAGGACUCCAGUAGUCACAGUGGCUCAGAGAGCAGCUCUGGAUCUGAAAGCGAAAGUGAGAGCAGCUCUACAGACAGCGAAGCCAAUGAGCCACCACGCGCUGCCUCACCUGAGCGAGAACAGCCUCCAGCUAAUAAGUGGCAGCUGGACAACUGGCUAUCCAAAAUGGAGGACCGAGAGAGCAGCGCUGCUCGGGGAUACAGUGGCACUCAGGGGCCCAAAGAGUCCAUCCCUGCGCCGGGUCGGGACCAGCGGGCCACACAGAAAGGUUCAGAGAGCGGACGUGGCCGUCAGAAGUCUCCCGCGCAGAGCGGUGAGGGUGGAGCCAAUGCCAGCCAGAGACGCUCAGUGGGCAAAAAGCAGCCCAAAAAGUCAGAGAAGCCCGCUGUGGCGGAGGAGCCGAAGGGCAGCCUGAGGGUGGAGAGCGUGCCCCGAGCCGAGACGCCUCAGCACCGUGCAAGAGCACCAAACAAGGGUCCACGCAAACCCGCUGCGAAGAAAGAGCCCAAGAAAGAUGUACGGGCCCCUCCGGAAAAGCGUAGAACCAAGCCUCAGGGCAAGCAGAAGUCACGUGAGUUUGUUGAAACGGAGUCAUCAUCAUCCUCUGAUUCGGACGAGGAAGAAGAAGAGAGUGCUCCAUCUUCCUCACACACUCCUAAGUAUGCCCCCCAUGUUUUCUCCCCCAUGGAAGAGAAAGAUCUUCUCUCUCCGCUCAGCGAGUCUGAUGAGAAACAAACGGCUCCCAGGCAGCUGCUCGUCUCUAUCGACCUCAACCUGCUGAGCCGCGUGCCAGGUCGAACUUUUAAAGACCCAGAGGUGAAGGUGGAGCGGGACUCGACUAGCGACGGCAAGGAGUUCCAGAAACAGCCAGGGGAGAGUAAAGCCAAUAAAGGCAAGAGGAAACAUAAGAAUGAUGACAGUCUGAAACCAGAAAGCAAGAAGUCCAGGAUGGAAGAGAAGUCAUCGCACCAUAAACCCAGUAAAGAGUCAGCAAAGCGUGUGGUGGAUAAGGAUAAAGAACCUGUCCCGUCUCCUUCCCUGACCCUUCAGCGCACGCCCAAGUCAGAGCAUCAGGGUCGCAAACGCACGGUCAGUCAGUCGUCCAGCUCGCUGCCCAUCAACACCAACAGCAAGGACGUCACCAAGAGCAGCUCCAGCUCCAAACACCGCAAGGGCGAGGACAAACAGAGCCGCAGCAGCAAAGACAUCAAGGAUAAAAGCUCUAAAUCUGAGAAUCAGCUGGCUGUACCUCCUCUCUCCUCCGACAGUUCCAAGAGGUCCAAGCUGCACUUUGAGGACCGGGUUCAUUCAGCUGACCAUUACCUCCAAGAAGCUAAGAAGCUGAAACACAACGCAGACGCUCUGAUGGACAGAUUUGAAAAAGCGGUGUAUUACCUGGACGCAGUGGUGUCCUUUAUCGAGUGUGGAAAUGCGCUGGAGAAAAGUGCACAGGAAGCCAAGUCCCCUUUCCCCAUGUAUGCUGAAACUGUGGAACUCAUUAAGUACACUAUGAAAUUAAAGAGCUAUAUGGCACCAGACGCUACCUCAGCAGACAAAAGGCUGGCAGUGUUGUGUUUGAGAUGUCAGUCUCUCCUCUACCUGAGGCUGUUUAAAUUGAGGAAGGAAAGUGCUCUGAAGUACUCAAAGACACUCACUGAACAUUUGAAGAAUUCAUUGAGUAACACUCAGGCACCGUCUCCUGGGAUGGGAAAUAAAGCGGUCGGAAUGCCAUCCCCAGUGUCGCCUAAAGUGUCUCCUGGCAGUGCGGGCAGUUACUCCUCCAGCAGCUCCUCGAGCCAGAGCGGCAGCUCCUCUGUCACUAUCCCACAGCGCAUACACCAGAUGGCUGCCAGCUACGUGCAGGUCACCUCCAACUUCUUGUUCGCCACGGAGGUGUGGGAGCAGGCCGAGCAACUGGCCCGGGAGCAAAGAGAGUUCUUCAGUGAGCUGGAUAAAGCAAUGGGCCCGCUGAUCUUCAACACCAGCAGCAUGACUGAACUGGUCCACUACACACGGCAAGGUCUCCACUGGCUACGGCUCGACGCCAAGCUCGUUUCAUAACACUCUCCCUCGUCUCCUUCCUUCUUUCCUCUCCUCUCUUUCUUGCCUUACUCACAUUUAUUUAAUCUGCCUCAGACAUAUCUGUGACACUGUGUCCAUUUUCAACACCAGCUUGCCAAAAAAAUCCUCCCCACACACACAACCGCCAACUGAGCAAAACAACACUGAGUGCUACGGCUAGCCCCGCCCCUCUCCGCUACCCGUUCAUGGCGAAGGUGACCAAACACCGUGCACGUCUUCAUCAGCGGAGCGUCGUCAGGCUCAGCGUCUCGUCACGCUGAAACACAAAUCAACAAAAGCCAUCUUUGUUUUGUUUUUGUUUGCUUUUGUUUAAAAUCUUGACAGCUGUGAACAACACUUUUAUGGAAUCUCUCCUACUAGGUUUUCUUUUUCUUUCUUUUUUUUAAACCAGCGUACCUCCCUUUAACCAAAGGUGCUUUAAAUACUAAGGGUUUGUCCUUCUCUCUUUUUGUGCCUUGUAUAUGAUAUACAGGAACAUGUUUGUGCACACGGGCUGCUCGUGGAACCGGGUUCAAUAGUCAGACAGGAAGUGUGUGACAUGGGGCAAGGCUGCGGAAUGCUAAUGACUUAAUCCUUAAAGCCAGCAUUCCAUUCAGUGCCCAGAAACGGGCGUGGUCGAGCCGGAUCGCAGAGAGAAAUAUCAUAACAUGCACAAAAUAUCAUCCGUAUACACAGACGCUCGAGCGUGACGAUUCAGAGCACCUCAGCGAUGACCAAAAGGACCUGAAGCAUCAUCAGAUCAAUUCCCAGAUUUCCCCCUCAGGCCACUCCUCCUCUGUCUUUUUCCCAUUUUGUUCCACUUUCACUUGUACAUGGACCUUUUUUUUUCUGAAUUGUGACAGAGACAUUUUUUUCUACUCGCUUUUAGAUUUCUAGAAGAGUCUCUUUAUCCACAUCAUUCCUCUUCCUAAGCACAUGAAUAUUUUAUUACUGCCGCUUCAAUGCUCCACCCAGUGUGCGUGUGUGUAUAUUUUAUAUAUAUAUAUAUAUAUAUAUAUAUAUAUAUAUAUAUAUAUAUAUAUAUAUAUAUAUAUAUAUAUAUAUAUAUAUAUAUAUAAUAUUUUAUUUAGAUACAGAAAUUUGUCUCGAAUUGACAUUUUCACACACGGAAUAGUGAAUAAUGCUCUUCUUAUUAUUAUUCUUCUUCACCUUAAAUACAGGGUUGUAUUAUGGGAUGUUUAUGAAAUUGCCAUAUUUAAGUAUUUAAUAUCAGUCUUGGGAUUUUUCCUUUAUAGCAUCAUAGUCGAUUGUCUAUUAUAACAAAUCAUUUAACAGGAAGGAGGCUCAUAUGGAAUAUAUUUAUUACACAUGUACUUUAUAUUUAUAGUUUCUACAUACAGAACAGUACACAGUUUAUCGCAUAUUAAGUCGUUCUGGCCAGGAAAACCGAAGCAUAAAGGUGUAUUUUUCCGUACGGUUUUGUCCGUGCUGCAGUGCGUGUAAGCUAGAAGUGUUUUAUCUGAAAAGGUACCAGAGACGAUUUGCAUCCUGUCAGUCUGCAGCGUAUUAAAUGCUGGAAAUUUACCAUCUUUUGCACUAGAAAUAAUGUUUUUUGUUUUUGUUUUGUUUUUUUUGUUUUUUAAUCCGUCGGCUCCCUGUUUUCUCUGUAGGGACAAACUGUUAUUUCUUCUCGCGCUCGUUCAGAGAUGAGAAGAAAUCUGUCUAUGCAGAUGUUUUUUACACACUUCUCUCAGCGAACUCUGCAGUAGUUCAGCAAUCGCACCAUCUGUGUGUUCUCAAAGUAUUAAACGUCAGCGUCAAAGCGAGACUUGAGCUACUUCCUUCUAUAUACUCACACAAACAGAUAUACUGUAGACGUCUAGACGGUGGGUUUAAGGGGGCGACGCACCCAAAGAUAUAUUCUGCAUUUUGCCUUCGUUCAGUUCGGGCGUGAAUUCCUCAGCUUUCUGAUACGGAGAAAUCUCGCUUACAUGGGUUUCAGAGUUAAAUUUGCCAAAACGACGUUAGAAAUAUUAUUAUUAUUAUUAUUAUUAUUAAUAUUAUUGGUUCAGUAACCAACAAAGUGUGCUUUUUUUUUCCUGGCUUGGAAAGGAAUGUAGCAUUUUUUUAAUUUUUUUUUUAUUAUUAUUUUAAGGGUUUCCGAAUAUUAUAGAGGAGUCGAAUGCAGACGAGAGACCAAGAACAUGGUGUGGAAUUUUUUUUAAUAACUGUUUUAUACAUUGGGUUUGAAUGAAAUCACAGACGGUAAACGAGUCUAACGAUCAUGAACAGGGUUUACUCGUUUGCAUAUGUAACUUGUGCACUACGUUGAUUAGAAGCUCCGAGUUGAGCAGAACUUGAGCUGAUUCACUGCUGUGGCUGAUUUUUGUUUUUUUUUUCCCCCCUCUCCUGAUGUUUCCUUUAUUUUUAAGCAAUUCUUUUUUUUAAAAAAUCCAAUAAUAAUUCACAUGUAACUAUAAACCAGGGUAAAACUUUUUUCUGACAUCUGCUACAAAAUGAAAACACUUGCAUGUUUGUAUUUAAUUGCUAAUCUGUAUAAAUUGUACAUACGGCGUCUCUUUUAGGGUAAAUUUUUAUGGCAGUUUAACAUUUGUAUGAAAUUGUAAAUAGAAUGUUAAUAUUAGACUCAUUACUGAACUUCUUCCUCUUUUAUUGACACUGUACAUCAUGAUUCCCUGUCACAUCCAGACCGUGUUUUUGUUUGUUUUUUAAAUCUUAACUCGUUUGUUUGUUUGUUUUAUUUAGUUUUUAACGGAACUCCGUAGUUUCCUCAUGGAGAUUCUUAGGCUCGGGCUGUUUUCUGUGAUGCUGAUUAUCGUGGUUGAGUUUUUUUUUUAAUCCUGUCCAAACGAGAUGUUGAAGUGAAACCUGUAGGACGGCUGUAGCUCGUGUGGUCUUGUCCAGAUGUUUCCAGGCGUUUGUGUACGUUCAGCUCUUCUGUGUUUUCAUGUUGUGCUCAUUUUAUAGGAUUUACAAAAAGUGCAAAUUAUUCCUGCAAAACUUCCACGGUUGGUUCAAACCCCAAAUCGGUUUAAAGUAUUGUAGAGUUUGAUCAGAGAAAUUUACAUAUUAUAUAAUGGAUGCAAUAUGAUUUUAGGAUUUAAAGGUACUCUCACAAGCCUCGAUUAUCAUCAAACUUGUAAUUUAAAAAAAACAUUUUUUUUGUGAAGUGAGUAUUACUGGAUACUAAUGGGUUUUCUGAGUCUUUGUAUUUCGCUGUAUUGAGAAUAAAAUAUAUAUGAUUAUUGAA